Pistacia vera is the source of this 2412-nucleotide messenger RNA. Its product is annotated as receptor-like protein 46. Lineage: Eukaryota; Viridiplantae; Streptophyta; Magnoliopsida; Sapindales; Anacardiaceae. Gene Ontology annotation, molecular function: protein binding. The record is from RefSeq and is a predicted model, not a curated record.
AUGGCUAAACGCAGCGUACUCUUUGAACUCUUUAUUGUCAUCAACAUCAUCUUUUUCAUCUCUUCUAUAUGUUGUCCUGAAUAUCAAAAGCAAGCCCUUCUCCAGUUCAAAUCCUUCUUCAUCAAAGCUACCAACUCUUCUUCAGCCUUGGCAUCAUGGAAUGCAAGUUCAGAUAAUUGUUGUCAAUGGGACAGGGUCAUGUGUACUUCUCACUCAAAUUCGGGGUCUGUGACUGCUCUUUAUCUUGACUCUAUUGUUUCUGAUCCCAUGAUGGUUAAUUCCGCGGUCUUAUCACCACUCUUUCAUGUUAAAAGCUUGAUGUAUCUUGACAUAGGCGAAAAUAACUUUCAUGGUGAAAUACCUAGGAAAGGGUUUGCUAACCUCACAAAGUUAGUUUAUCUCGAAAUGAUGUUUAAUAAUUUCACAGGCACCAUUCCUUCUCAGAUUUUUCACUUGAAGAAUCUUCAAUAUCUUGACUUGAGUGGCAAUGCACUUAGUGGCAAAAUAAGCCAGGAAAUGUUUUCUCUUCAGAACUUGAGGAUAUUGCGAUUGGCAGGUAAUUUUCUUGAAGAAUGCAUUCCGGAUGAGAUUGGGAACCUCAAGAAAUUGCAGGAGCUGACUCUUUACCACAACAAGUUCUCUGGUGGGAUUCCCCCUUCAAUUUCUUCUUUGAAGGAGUUGUAGGAUUUGGACCUGUAUGAUAAUCUUUUAUCAAAGGAGAUUCCAGUUGAAAUUGGUGACUUAACCAACCUGACACGUUUGGAUUUGAGUGAUAACAAGCUGACUGGUGGAAUCCCCUCGUCCACACAGAAACUAAGGAAGUUGGAAACACUUAAAUUGCAGAGCAACUUGCUGUCUGGAGAAACUCCAUCUUGGUUGUUUGAUAUCUAGAACCUGAAGUAUUUGUUUAUAGGAGGCAAUAAUCUGACUUGGAACAGCAGUGCAAAGAUAGUGCCCAAGUGUAUGCUCUCUCAGUUAUCUCUGAAAUCAUGUGGACUUGCAGGAUUAAUCCCAGAUUGGCUUUCAACACAAAAGAGCCUUUUUUCGUUGGAUUUGAGUGCGAACAAGCUUGAAGGACCCUUCCCACUAUGGCUUGCAGAAAUGGAACUUAGCAUCAUAGCUCUGUCAAGUAAUGAACUUUCGGGUUCUCUUCCAUCGCGCCUCUUCCAAUUUCAAAGCUUAGUAGCGCUUUGUCUAGCAGGGAACAAUUUCUCGGGAGAGUUGCCACAAAACAUCGGAGAUGAUGCUAAAUUGAGUUUUCUUGUAUUGGCUGAUAACAAUUUUUAUGGAAAGAUUCCAACAUCAUUAACAAAAGCUCAUGACCUUGUUCUGUUGGAUUUGUCAAAUAAUAGAUUUACAGGAAGCGCCCCAGUUUUUGCCCCCGAAGGAAACCUUGCAGUCAUUGAUUUCUCCGAUAAUGAAUUAUCAGGUGAGAUUCCAGUCACUUUUUCUAAAAAUAAAGUAAUACUUUCGUUAGAAAAUAACCAUUUCUCAGGCAAUCUGCCUCAGGACCUGACUAACCUCAGCAAACUUUUACAAUUGGAUCUCCACGACAACCAAAUCACAGGUGAAUUACCAAGCUUUCUCUUUCAGAUGUAUACCCUUCAAGAUCUCAUUCUUCGAAAUAACUCCCUCUAUGGUUCAAUUCCUAAUGAAAUUUCCAAUCUAACCAAUCUUCGAAUCCUUGAUGUCCCAUGCAACAACCUCACUGGCAAAAUCCCUGCCAAGAUCGGAUAUCUGGUUGGAAUGACUGAAACAUCAAAUACCUUGCCAUUAAUAUUCUCAAAUUUACCCUCCGUCUUUGAAUCGCUCCAGUUAAAUGACAUGAUAAUCAUUUGGAAGAAGUCAAAACGAGGUCUCUCGAAACAGAACAUUGGGCUCUAUUCUUUGUUAGACCUAUCAAAGAAUAAAUUCUCCGGGAACAUUCCAUCUUCACUAGGUUCUUUAAUUGCACUAAAGGUACUUAACGUCUCAUAUAAUAACCUCUCCGGAAAUAUACGAGCAAGUUUUGGUAAUUUAAAGAAUCUAGAGAGUUUGGACGUGUCACACACACUGUCCGGGCAGAUUCCAGAAGCACUAUCAAAGCUGCAACAAGUUUCUACUUUUGAUGUCAGUAACAACAAGCUAGUGGGAAAAAUCCCGGUUGGUGCCCAGAUGGAUACAAUGAUUGAUCCAAACUCAUAUGCUAAUAACAGCGGAUUGUGUGGUAAGCAAAUAUACAAGCCAUGUUCAGAAGAGUUGUCACCAACAGUGCCACAAGAGAAUGAAAAGAAGGCGGCAUGGUUUUCGUGGGAAGCAGUGGGGAUUGGAUACUCUGUUUCUUUUUUCUUGACAGUCCUGAUUAUAUUUUUCUCUGGAUAUUUUCAUGUAGCAACGCCUCCUAGGGUUCGAAGAAGAAGGCUGAAUGGUUAA